Homo sapiens (human) is the source of this 1583-nucleotide messenger RNA. RefSeq names its product cellular communication network factor 5 (gene CCN5). NCBI's taxonomy places the organism in Eukaryota, Metazoa, Chordata, Mammalia, Primates, Hominidae. Gene Ontology annotation, cellular component: nucleus; extracellular region; non-collagenous component of interstitial matrix. Bases 327 to 1079 code for a protein of 250 amino acids. Gene Ontology annotation, biological process: signal transduction. The transcript has 5 exons. The record is from RefSeq and is marked reviewed.
AGAGUCAGGGCCACGGAGCUUAGGAGACCUUGGGUCAGCUCUGCAAAGGGGUUGUUUACUGAAUGCUUCUGGUAUCUGCAGCCCCGCUGGGGUUCGGACAGGGGGUCUGGAAUAGGGCUUCACAACUACAGCAGGGCUAGGACCCUCUUGGGCUGGAAGGAGCUGGAGAGGCCUCUGCAAGCUGUCACAGGCUCUUGGUGCUGGCACUGGCUCAGGCUUUCACACACACACACGCGCACACACACACACACACACACACGGACAGGCACCCCCUUGGUGGCCUUCACAGUUUCACCUUCAGGCUCAAAGCUGGCUCUGCAGGGGACAUGAGAGGCACACCGAAGACCCACCUCCUGGCCUUCUCCCUCCUCUGCCUCCUCUCAAAGGUGCGUACCCAGCUGUGCCCGACACCAUGUACCUGCCCCUGGCCACCUCCCCGAUGCCCGCUGGGAGUACCCCUGGUGCUGGAUGGCUGUGGCUGCUGCCGGGUAUGUGCACGGCGGCUGGGGGAGCCCUGCGACCAACUCCACGUCUGCGACGCCAGCCAGGGCCUGGUCUGCCAGCCCGGGGCAGGACCCGGUGGCCGGGGGGCCCUGUGCCUCUUGGCAGAGGACGACAGCAGCUGUGAGGUGAACGGCCGCCUGUAUCGGGAAGGGGAGACCUUCCAGCCCCACUGCAGCAUCCGCUGCCGCUGCGAGGACGGCGGCUUCACCUGCGUGCCGCUGUGCAGCGAGGAUGUGCGGCUGCCCAGCUGGGACUGCCCCCACCCCAGGAGGGUCGAGGUCCUGGGCAAGUGCUGCCCUGAGUGGGUGUGCGGCCAAGGAGGGGGACUGGGGACCCAGCCCCUUCCAGCCCAAGGACCCCAGUUUUCUGGCCUUGUCUCUUCCCUGCCCCCUGGUGUCCCCUGCCCAGAAUGGAGCACGGCCUGGGGACCCUGCUCGACCACCUGUGGGCUGGGCAUGGCCACCCGGGUGUCCAACCAGAACCGCUUCUGCCGACUGGAGACCCAGCGCCGCCUGUGCCUGUCCAGGCCCUGCCCACCCUCCAGGGGUCGCAGUCCACAAAACAGUGCCUUCUAGAGCCGGGCUGGGAAUGGGGACACGGUGUCCACCAUCCCCAGCUGGUGGCCCUGUGCCUGGGCCCUGGGCUGAUGGAAGAUGGUCCGUGCCCAGGCCCUUGGCUGCAGGCAACACUUUAGCUUGGGUCCACCAUGCAGAACACCAAUAUUAACACGCUGCCUGGUCUGUCUGGAUCCCGAGGUAUGGCAGAGGUGCAAGACCUAGUCCCCUUUCCUCUAACUCACUGCCUAGGAGGCUGGCCAAGGUGUCCAGGGUCCUCUAGCCCACUCCCUGCCUACACACACAGCCUAUAUCAAACAUGCACACGGGCGAGCUUUCUCUCCGACUUCCCCUGGGCAAGAGAUGGGACAAGCAGUCCCUUAAUAUUGAGGCUGCAGCAGGUGCUGGGCUGGACUGGCCAUUUUUCUGGGGGUAGGAUGAAGAGAAGGCACACAGAGAUUCUGGAUCUCCUGCUGCCUUUUCUGGAGUUUGUAAAAUUGUUCCUGAAUACAAGCCUAUGCGUGA